Messenger RNA from Cucumis sativus (cucumber), 1614 nucleotides. RefSeq lists its product as uncharacterized. The record is from RefSeq and is a predicted model, not a curated record. NCBI's taxonomy places the organism in Eukaryota, Viridiplantae, Streptophyta, Magnoliopsida, Cucurbitales, Cucurbitaceae. The transcript is spliced from 13 exons. The coding region runs from base 174 to 1355 and encodes 393 amino acids.
UUCCCAGAAUAGAAAUCGCGCCACCUGGUCACUAAAUUCAUCUUUCUUCCCCGUUUUACUUCUCUUAGAACUCAGAAUUCACGACUCCAGCUUGAUUACACAAAACUGUUUCUCUCUACUUUAUUCAUUAUUUCUUGAUCUUCAUCUUUAGAAAGUAGAAGCUCCCGGAAGAAAUGCUCGGAGAUGGAGGAGAAACUCCUUGCAGAUAUGAAUUAUUGAACAUGGUUAAGAAGCACUCCAACUUAAUAGGACAAACUGUGGUAGACGAGCAAGAUGUUUCCGAUGUAGAAAGGGAUCCUCGUUUUUGGCACGAUGUUAUGGAUUUGUAUUUUAUUCGUGGUAAGGAAUCAAGGGGGCGACAAGACGACGAUCUCGUAUUUUUUGUUAGAAAAGUGAAAUCUCAAGGAUAUGGCAGUGAUGAUGAUAAUGGGGGCACCUCGCCAUAUUUUGUUCGCAGGUGGGCAUCUAAGUUGGACAAUUUGGUUGGAGACGCUUCAGUAGAUGUGGAUUGGAGGCGCUCCUUUUAUUUGAACUUGAUUGCUCACACUUCAUUUACUGUGACUGUGGCAAUUUGCAGUCAUCUGGUUCUUCGAAAUCAUCAAGCAGGACAUACGACAUCAUUGUCUCCUAUAUAUAAGGUUGUUAAGACUGUUUACGCCUCUCCUAGCCGUGUCAAUUUUCAUUUGGAUUCUAAAAAGGAAGUUGAGACAACGCCUGCAUAUCCAGAUAUCUGUUUUGCAGUUGAUGACUUUGACUCCACUUUUGAUGCAGUGGUCUUGACAGAGACUGACCAUUGCUAUUGUGUACUUCUCAAUGCACAUGAUGGUGCAGCUUUUCCCGCAAAGGACAAUGCAGAAAAUUGCAAUUCUAGUAAUUUUGUGGCCUCUAGUCUGGAUUCUGAUUCUCAAAAUACAAAGAAUUCCAAGAUUACUCUUUUUUCUGGAUUUGUCAGCUACCAAAUGGUUCGAGAUGCAUACGAUGCUGGCAAGUCUAGAUUUGGCAGCCUGCUCUCUCUUGGUCAUGCUUCUGGCAAAACAGACAAAAUUUACAUGAAGGGUCCUGGAGGACGUGGGGAAGUUGAAGUUGCUGUUUCUGGUGUUGCAGAUCAAAGCCUGCAGGACUCUGGGCCCUUUUCACCUGUGGUUUCAAAGACAGGAUUUGGGAUUGGCACCAUUGUUAGAAGAGCAGCAUCUGUAGCAACUGUUGCUGCAAGACAAGCUUAUGCAGCUGCUAGUAGCAGUAGUUCUGAUGACGAGAUGAUACCUCUCAAGUGUUGCCUGAUGUCUAUUUCAUUGCCCUGGGAGUACAUCGCACACGAUCUUUUGUUCAAGGGAAGUCCGCCGGUGAACUUAUGAUUUCCAUCACUGAGACACAAACAGAAGUGGAACUCAUCCUUGAAGUGUGAGGAAGAUCAAUAUGCUUAGUUAACAAGUUUUUUAGAGAUUGUAACCAGCACGGAGGAGACUUGGGUUGUCGUAUCCUUGAAGGUCCUAACUUUAUUGUUCUUGACUUGAGCCUCUAAGACGAGCAAUCUUAGCUCAAAAAAUCUUUUCAUAGAUUCCAAGUAUGAACAGCACUUUAUUUAGUAUAUUACCCACUUUUCUGUCGCAUCUA